AAAAAAUCGUUUGCUUGGUUUGCUAGCUAUGUGACUAUGUCAAAUAGUUUUAGUUGUAUUUUGUAUUUUUAGGAAUAUUGUGAUUGCAACUGUUCUAUUGUAACAUAAAAUUGUCAUGAAAUCGUUUUGUGAGAGAUGAGUGUCUUUGGGGAUUUUCAACGUGUGUGGGUGCAACGUUUUCCAGACAGUACUUUACCAGCAGCUUGGGAGGAAGAUGUCAGAGCCAAUUUGGCUAAACAUAAACAGAAAGUUGCUAUAUUACGAGAAGAGCUUGAGAAGGAGGAAUUUUACGUGGAAUACCUUGAAACGUUACUAUCAGAUGUAGAGAAACACAAGGCAGCGUCUCAAUUCAGUAAAGUGGCGCCGCCCUCAGGUACUGACACGAGCGAAGAUAAGACUUUUGAUAGCAAGCAGGGUUCCAAUACUAAUUCUUUAUCUAAAAAAAGUGAGGGCAGUGUUAGUAAUAAAAGUGAUGACUCAGCUGAGGGCUUAGAUGUAGAGGAGGAAAAGGUGCCUUUACGAAAUAGACCAAUAAACUUUGCUGAAAGAAGUUCUGUUAACCAAUGCAUCAAUGAGCUCUCUUCCAAUCUUGCCGCAGAAGCAGCUAGACGACGUUGUAAUAGUGAGAUUGUCCAGAGAACAGAAAAAGAAGACAUUGGUGUUGAAUCAAUAAAUUCCAUACAAGCUAAGAACCGUCCAGCAUCACAAGGUGGUGAUUUUGUAACAGUGAUUGAGGUGAAUGGCCUAAAAGCUGCUGAGAAUGCUGCCAAGAAACAAGAUGAGUCACCCCAGACCUAUGAAAGUGGUUCAACUGAUCCAGCUAUUGCUUCUAAGAAAAAAGUACCACCAAAACCCCCACCAAAAGUGUUUAGCCGACGAGGUGCUUCUUUACCAGAAAGUGGCUUACCAGAGGACAGCCCUCCAUCUAGCUUGGGCAGGAGGAUGAGGAAUUCUGAUUCACGGGAAUCUAUUGCUAGUCGUGGGUCUACACCAUCUAUAAGUGAAAGAGUAAAAAGCUAUGAGUCAAUAAAUUCACUGUCAUCUGAGAGGAAACGUUCUGGGGGAGCAGCUACACCUCGAUCUAUUGAUGAAGAAGUUACAUCAACUACUCCAGACUUUCCUGAAGGCAGUGAUGAUAAAUCUCCACCGAUUUCUCUUGAGAGUAUACCUGCAGUUGUUCGAAGUACUGAGGAUGAACCUUAUUAUGAUCAAGUUCCAGUGGACAUAAAUGAUGGAGAAUAUGUUUAUAUACAAGCAGGGGGUGCAGGAUCUAGUACGGAAGAUGGCUCGAGUGGCACAAGCACCCUCGCCAUGGUACCGAGUGCCCCAACGGCCCCUUCAGCGCCAACAGCCCCUAUUGCACCUGAUUCACCUUUGUGUGCGACGGCUCCUAACUAUGUCAACAUACAUUAUUUCAUACAGCAUGGCGUGGAAGGUGCAGAGGCAAGUGAAACGAGUUCAGAAAUAACGGAAUCAAAUGAUACACCACUAUUGCUUCGAACUAUUUCUUCAGACACGGAGGCCAGCGCAACACCUCCGGUUUUAAGAAAACUGCAGCAUCAGGAAUCCAGCAAUAAUGCAGAAGCGGAACGUCUUACGAUGCACCGUUGUAUCGUCACAAGUAUUAUUGAAAGUGAGACCGUGUACGUCGAAUGCCUAUAUGUUAUGGAAAAGUACAUGAAUGCGAUAAAGGCAACACUAUCUACAUCUCAACCUGUGAUAACUGAAGAAGAAUUUGGUACUAUAUUUUACAAGAUAUCCGAAUUGCACGAACUUCAUAAGAGUUUUCUGGAAGGGCUCAAAUCGGCUGUUGCUAGCUGGGAGGAACCCUUGUGUGUUGGUGUUCAUUUUAAGAAAAUGGCUGAGAAUAUCAACGUAUACGGCGCCUUUCUUCAUAACUACGGACGCGCUACGGACGCGGUGCGUCGUCGUUGUGCGAGUUCGCAGCGUUUUGCGGACUUAACUAGACAGAUUGCGUGUAGAGGGCAGCCCAUGUCACUUGACGAUUUAUUGCAUAAACCAGUCGCAAGGGUGCAGAAGAAUGCUCUUGUUUUGCAUGAUCUCAUAAAGUAUACCCCGGCUAGUCACCCUGACCACGCGAUGUUAACUGAAGCUUUAAAUAUGACGCAGCACUUUUUGGACGAAUUUAAUAUUAUACAAACCAAAUCUAUGUUCCCUAAUGCUGAUCGCGCACAAAGAAGACUUGUAAAGAAUUCAUUUAUUGUAGAAUUGUCAGAUGGACACAGGAAGUUACGUCAUCUAUUUUUAUUCAAUGAUGUUAUAGCAUGUGCUAAAUAUAAGGCUUCCGGUCGAGAUAAAUUCACGUUCGAGUUGAAAUGGUUCAUACCGCUACCGGAUAUAGUGGUCGUGGAAGAAGAUGGCAGUUCCGCGGAGAGGGAGACAUCGCCAGCUAAUAUAGUGGCGCUCAAGUCGCAGGCCUGCACUGUACGAGACCAGAUAUUAGCCGAGGAACGGGCAUUGCAGGAUGAUAAGAAAAUAAGGUUAGGCGGUCGUGGUGCAGCGGAGAAGCAGCGUAAAAAGCUAGCAGAGUUAGAAGGGCAGUUGGUUCUGGCUAGUCCCAAUCUUAUAUUCCGCAUCGCUGCGCGUGCGCCUGCAUCGACUGCACUACAGCGACAACAUGUCUUCUUCCUUAGUUCGGAGUAUGAAAGAACGCAAUGGAUUGACUCAAUACAUGCGCUACAGGCAUCAUCGGCGCCGCCCGCUGGAUCCAACACGGUCUCCAUGUUGGAACUACAAAGCUGGGUGACGGCGUGUCGCAGUUACUUACAAACUGACAUGGGCUCGUACUUGUUGCGCAGUGGACGGGAUGACUCCUUACUUCUCGGUGAUUUACAGCUACACAUUGGUGGAAUGACCGCUCCCCUCGACACUGCCGCUGACUACUAUAUCAUCAUAGAGGUGGAUUCUUAUGGGCAUUAUUUCCGCAAGGCUAAGUCAAAGUUGGUGUGUAGAAGUGCACAACCGCGUUGGAACGAGGGCUUUACUAUUGACUUAGAGGGCUCUCAGAAUUUGAGACUGCUCUUGUAUGAAGAUGCCGCUAGGCCAGUUCUUAGAGGAAAAUGUACGCUGAAGUUAUCACGCGAAUGGGUGGCAGAAAGCGCUGCGGGUGGGGUCUCUAGAACAGUGUGCGUGGGAGGUGGUUCGUUGCCUCUUCGUUUGAAAUUGUUGCCACCGGAACGCUCUGCGCGGCAUGUGCCUAAUUCCAAGUCUGGCGCGCUUUUCGGUGCCAAAAUCACGCAUGUUGCCAAACGUGAGAAGCGCAACAUUCCUUUCAUAAUAAGUGCAUGCAUACGCGAGGUCGAGAGGCGUGGCAUCCAUGAAGUGGGCAUUUAUCGAGUUUCCGGCAGUGCUUCGGACCUCAACCGGCUUAAGAAGAGCUUCGAAACUAAUGCCUAUGAAGCAGAGCAGCUAUUGAAAGAAGUUGAUAUACACAGUGUGACCGGUGUACUUAAAUUGUACCUACGAGAACUGCCCGAAGCCUUAUUCACUGACGCACUCUAUCCGGACCUGUUGAAAGCUUGGGGUUCCACUCAGGGCGUAGGCACUUCGGUUGACUCGGGCCCCGCACACACGCGACGACACGCCCUUCUCAAAUGCUACGCACAGCUUCCCGAUCUCAAUAAAAAUUGCAUCGAUUUUCUGCUCAACCAUUUUGUUAAAGUAAAUCAACACGAGACAGAGAACAAAAUGUCUUUACACAAUUUGGCAACGGUAUUUGGACCUACUUUACUUCGGCCAUCAAACAAUGCCCCUGGUGCUAAACAACGUACCGACCUGUUAGCCGCAGGAACCGUAGACGCUAUGGCCCAAGCCGGUAUACUCUACUGUCUAUUACAGCAGAGACAAUUGGCCGCGCAAUUGUCCUCGCACCAUAGAGCUCCAACGCUUCUAGACUAACGAUUUGCUGCUAAAUCGCGUUACCACGUGAGAUUGUGAUCCAAGAAAUGCAGUGUUAUGAUUUUUCCCGCAACUGACCUUAAGGCAUAUAUUAUAUUUAUACUUCAAUCAGAACAUUCUAUCCCAUUUAACUUUACAAUAUAGAUAAUCAAUUCAGAAUUCCUAAAAGUAUUUGUUAUUAUUAUUUCUAUCAAAUAAAUUUAGGCAUUCUAAAUCGACAUAAUUAAAUAGAAUAAUAAAUGAACCUGGAAAGUAGCUUUGUGAGUCGCGCGUGGGAAAAAGCGCAGUGUAGCCUUCUAAAAUACUUUUAUACAGUCCAUUGUUUACUGUUUACCGCCAUCUCUAACGUCCAUGUCUUAUUAGCUGGAUUUAACUUUACAAAUUAACUCAUUGGCAGUGAGUCAAUUAAAUCGCCGACACAAAUAACGUUGUAGAUAAAAUAGCGAUUUUAUGUAAUUUAAAUUUGGUAUUUUAAAGUGAUGAAGUAAUUUUCUGUGCCCAGUGGUGUGGGCCUUAGGCUGGCAUGAGAAAUAUUAUGGUGUGUGUUUUGGUUUCCUCAGUAUGUUGUCUUUUUAAGUAAAGUAUACAUUCCAUUAAAAAAUAUCACAAAAAUGUGAAUGAAAUCAAAUCAAAAUCUGAAAAAUAUAUAUUAUUAUUAAAAAAUUGGCAUUGUUCACAACAUGAACAAAUUGUGAUUUUGAAUAUUGCUAUAUGACAUGUGGAAAGACAUAAUUAAAUAAGUGAAAAUUAUUAUAUAUAAUGGCUAAUUAUCCUUAGGCCAAAAUUGGUGCUAAAUAUUCAAUGGAAAUUUCGAAAUUUUAUAUUACAAGGACAAUGCCAAUAAAUAAUAGAAUUCAGUGUGUAUGACAAGUAUUAUGAAGGGACCGAAAGAAAGUCACGGUUAGUGUUAACAAAAUAUAGACUGAUAAAUAAUUAAACUGUGGAAGGAUGUUUCCUGCAAAUAAAUUAAAAUUGCUUUAAAUGAUUAGACAUUUAAUACAGAUAAUUUCAAUGUGCAGCAAUUUUCAGUGCUAGUCGUGCGUAUUUACUUUAUUUUUUGUACCACUUCUAGUGCUUUGUUUAGUGUUAGUUUCUCAUAUAUAUUUACAACUCAUUCUUUUUGCUAAGUUAGUACUUAAAGACAACCAAAAAUGGAUUU
Messenger RNA from Pieris brassicae (large cabbage white), 5077 nucleotides. It is a transcript of the gene RhoGAP1A, whose product is annotated as active breakpoint cluster region-related protein. Gene Ontology annotation, biological process: intracellular signal transduction; positive regulation of GTPase activity. Gene Ontology annotation, molecular function: GTPase activator activity; guanyl-nucleotide exchange factor activity. The record is from RefSeq and is a predicted model, not a curated record. Bases 136 to 3918 code for a protein of 1260 amino acids. The transcript has 21 exons. NCBI's taxonomy places the organism in Eukaryota, Metazoa, Arthropoda, Insecta, Lepidoptera, Pieridae. Gene Ontology annotation, cellular component: membrane.